This is a messenger RNA of Aspergillus homomorphus CBS 101889, 2962 nucleotides long. Its product is annotated as BOD1/SHG1 domain-containing protein. The transcript has 2 exons. The record is from RefSeq and is a predicted model, not a curated record. NCBI's taxonomy places the organism in Eukaryota, Fungi, Ascomycota, Eurotiomycetes, Eurotiales, Aspergillaceae. Bases 1 to 2649 code for a protein of 882 amino acids.
AUGGCUGGUCCACUAGAGGAGACGAGCGCAGAUGUGUUGGCCCCGGCGACGCCCACUACUAGUGAUGCUGCGGCGACGACAACGACAACAGCGGCGGGUGUGAAGCGGCCGCUGGACAUCGACACUCUCCAGCGCAAGAAAUACAAAACCGAUGAAUUGCCCUUAACCGCCGCGCAGCAUGCCGCUAUCGACAAUCUCUUACACGCCUUUAAGAAGAGAGGGGCUUUCGACAAUGUGCGCAAGAAGAUCUGGGCGGAAUUCGAAGACGGGGAAGGAAAAGUCCAAUUCACGAAUCUACUCGCUGAACUUGCGGAGGUGGAAAUUGAGCGCGAACCCGGGCUGCUGUCGCGGGAACGUGGGAAAGCCGCGACGCUGAUUGAGGGUGCGGUCGAUCGGAGCGACGUGUACAAGACGGUGGAGAGAUCGCUCGAUGCGCUUGCGUCGAAUCACUUGCAGACGAUCCUGGACUCCGUGCGCGAGAUCCGGCGGGAAGAGGUCGGCGAGGAAGCCGCUGCGGAGGAGGAGAGGGCCGGCAAUAAGACCGACGAGGACUACGCGAACUACGUACAGGCUCGGCGCGAUGAGCGUGAGAGAGUCUACCAGGAAGCAUUGCGCAAGGAGAAGGAACUGGAGGAGGAGGAAGCACGCAAGAAGGCGGAGGAGGACCGCAAACGGCGUGAGGCUGAACGCCAGAAAGAGGAAGAGGAGCGGGCUAGGCGCAAGGAGCGCGAGGACCAGCGGCGGGAAGAGCAGCGCAAGUUGGACGAGCAAAGAGAGAAGGAGCGCCAGGAACGGUACGAGCGCCGGCGUCGCGAGGAUCGUGAGAGAUUCCGCGAUUGGCGGGAUCGCAGUCGGACCAGAGACAAAGAUUCAGAUCGCGACCGAGACCGUUAUCGCAUCCGUGACCGCUCCCCGGGGCACCGCUCCGAACGAGGCCAGUCUCCCCGCCACCAGGCCCGAAAAGAAGAGUCCCCCACGCCCAAAGAACCCACACCAGCCCCCGCGCCACCACCGGCCCCUGUCGAUGAGAAGUCCUUGGAGGAAGCCGCGUUGCAACUGCUACUGAAGGAGGGAGAGGAGCUCGCCGCGAAGGCUCGACAGAAACCCGAGUUUGAUUUUGAAGAAGCCGAGGCUAUCGAAAACGGGCUCAAACCACCAAAAGCUCCUAAAGCUUCCGACUCGAGAUAUGCAAGCACCCCUACCCGCGCCGGGAGUCUUCCUGCAGAAGGAGAUCCUCUGAAGCGGCGCGGCUCUGCAACAGAUGAACGCGUACGGCCACGACGACGUGAUGACAGCCGCAGCCGCUCAAGGAGGAGAGGUGUUGCGCCUCCGCUCCACGAUGACCGCCGCAACCCAUCGCAGGACGUGUCGAGCAUGUCUCGUGGACGCGAAUCUGAUGAUCGAGCACCUGUGCGAGACUAUCGAGAAAGUCGAUACGCUGACCGCAGCUACCGACCCAACCGUCGAAGUCGAAGUCGAUCAACGGUGCGCACCCAUGAUCGAGAUCGCGAUCGGGAUCGAGAUCCGGGUACAGACCGCCCACGGUUCCGCGAGAAAAGUCCAGAGCGGGAUCGAGAUCGGGACAGGAAUCGUGAUCACGACUAUCGCCGAGAUCGAGAUCGAAGUCGUGAUAGGGAGCGGGAUCGCCGAGAAAGGGAUCGCGACAGGGAUCGAGACAGGGACCGGGAGCGCGAAAGAGACAGAGACAGAGACAGAACUCGCGAUCGCGACGAUUACCGCCGCCGGCGCAGUUACUAUUCCCGCUCCCGGUCUCGUCCACGAUAUAGAUCUCGGUCACGCUCGCGAUCCCUCCACAGGAAUCGGGAUCGCGAUCGCGAUAGGGAGCGAGACAGGGAUAGGGACAGGGAUCGCGAACGGGACGUUAGAGAGAAGAGGGACUCAAGAGACACCAGGGACACCAGAGACACCAGGGACGCGAGAGACAGUAGGGACGCAAGAGACACCAGAGACCGCGAUCGUGAUCGAGAGAGGGAUCGAGAUCGAGAUCGAGAUCGAGAUUACAAUCGGGAGCGAGACAGGAAUCGGGAUCGCGAGCGUGACCGCGACACCACCAACGCCACCAACACCCCUUCCAAAAGCAGCACCGCCGCCGCCGCCGCCGCCGCCGCCACUGCUGCCGUCGCCACCACCGACCACGGCCGUGAGCGCGAACCUGACCGCGAACGAGACCGUCCUCGCAAGGACGAGAAACCCGCGCGCGCCUCUUUAUCUUCUCGCCAACGCUCCAGGUCUCGACCUCGCCGCUCGCGCAGCCGCCGUCGCUCACCCAGCACCCUCGACAUCGACCGGUACGUCCCACCGACCAGCAAUCGCAGCCGGUCUCCGCGUCGUCGCGUACGGUCUCCCGAACGCAACGAGAAAGAGCGCGAAGAACGCCCUCGCUUCGUCGAGAUCGAUCGCUAUAUUCCUGGGAGCGGUAGUGGUGGUGCCGAGCCGCCGCGCAAGCCUUCAGACACCGAGUCCGCGUCGGCGACGGCAUCGACGACGGCGGCAGCGACCCCGCGCAAACAAGAUCGAGAGCCCGACGAGCGUCGGCCGCUGCAACCCACACCUCUGUCGUCUUUGCCUUCGUCUUCUCUGCCUCCUCCGCAGCAUCCGCGACGACGGAGUCCCAGUCGCAACCGAUGAAAUGAACUAACUUUCCUAUCGUUGAAGACGGCCGUUUGUCUUCGGCUGUUGUACUGAUAUAUUGUGUUUUACAUGGACUUGUAAUUGCCUUGCAUGGGUUGGCGUUGUUGUUGGGAAACGGGUUCGGUUGGAGGGUUCACAAAAAUUUAGGGUCAGGUUGAAUGUCCAUGGGAUUUACUAUCGGUUGAGAGAAAUAUCGCAUCGUCUAUGCGGAGAUGCCUUGCCUUACAUGACUAUUUCAAGAUUCAUUGGAAAAGCUUAAUACAUGGGAAGAGGAGCAUUCUCUAUUUCACGUGGAUAAACUAAUGCAGCC